Molecule: messenger RNA, 2538 nt
Organism: Ipomoea triloba (trilobed morning glory)
Lineage: Eukaryota; Viridiplantae; Streptophyta; Magnoliopsida; Solanales; Convolvulaceae
Exons: 9
Coding region: 246-2228 (660 amino acids)
Source: RefSeq, a predicted model, not a curated record
CGUUCCCAAUCCUGUUUCAUGCAUUCCAGGAAGCUCGACUCCCAUGGAAUUUCUACUACGGAGUAUAUAUUUGUUGGCAAUAGUCAACUUUGCCGAGCAUCGGUUGCAGUGCCAAAUCCCCGUAAUUCAUUUUCAGCCGUUCGUUCAUACCGUUUGAUAGUUACUCCUAGAUCUGUUGGCCUAUUAAAAGAGUAUAGACUAUAUUAGUUGGUUUCCUUGCAAGUUGCAAAGAUAGAUCGACAUCAAUGGCUGCUGGAGCAAGUAGGAAAGUUUCUGCAGCUUCAGCAAGAUCUCACACCAGAAGACCUAAGGAGAAGACUUGUAUGUUCCUUUCUUCAGGAUUGUUGAGAAAUGUAUUAGCAAUUUGUUGUGUGGGGUUCUUGGCAUGGGCUUAUCGUGAAAUUACACCGCCCCCUCCCAAGACAUGUGGCUCACCGGAUGGGCCUCCUGUCACAGCGCCCAGAAUUAAACUCAGUGAUGGAAGACACUUGGCUUACAAAGAGCAUGGUGUUCCCAGAAACAGAGCAAACUACAAGAUGGUGUUUGUUCAUGGCUUCGAUUGUUGCAGGCAUGAUGUUGCUAUUGCUGUCACUCUCUCUCCUAAUUUGAUUGAAAGCCUAGGAAUCUACAUCGUGUCAUUUGAUAGGCCAGGCUAUGGAGAAAGCGAUCCUAAUCCAAACCGAAAAGAAAAGAGCAUAGCUUUCGAUAUCCAGGAGCUUGCUGAUCAGUUGGAACUAGGUUCAAAAUUCUAUGUUGCUGGAUUUUCCAUGGGUGGUCAAGUUGUCUGGAGCUGUCUCAAGUACAUCCCUCAUAGAUUGGCAGGAGCAGUACUUUUAACACCAGUUGUGAAUUACUGGUGGCCUGGUUUUCCAGGAAACUUGUCUAAGCAAGCAUAUGACAGUCAACUUCCCCAGGAUCAAUGGACUCUCCGUGUUUCUCACUAUAUUCCAUGGCUCACCUACUGGUGGAACACUCAAAAGCUUUUUCCUGCCUCGAGUGUUGCAGCUUAUGAGCCUAGUCUGUUUAAUCCACAAGACAUACAAGUGAUGACCAAGUAUCUUCCCGCAAGAGAGAAGUAUCAGGCUCAAGUAAAACCGCAAGGCGAAUUCGAAUCUCUCCACCGAGACAUGAUAGUCGGGUUUGGGAAAUGGGAGUUUGAUCCCAUGGAUCUGGAGAAUCCAUUCCCUAACAAUGAAGGUUCAGUUCACCUGUGGCAAGGGGACGAGGAUGGGCUUGUACCUGUUACUCUACAAAGGUACAUUGCUCAAAAACUGCCAUGGAUUCAUUAUCAUGAAGGGCCUCCUGUCACAGCGCACAGAAUUAAACUCAGUGAUGGAAGGCAUUUGGCUUACAAAGAGCAUGGUGUUCCCAGAAACAGAGCAAGCUACAAGAUGGUGUUUGUUCAUGGCUUCGAUUGUUGCAGGCAUGAUAUUGCUGUUGCUGUCACUCUCUCUCCUAAUUUGAUUGAAAGUUUAGGAAUCUACAUCGUGUCAUUUGAUAGACCAGGGUAUGGAGAAAGCGAUCCUAAUCCAAAACAAAAAGAGAAGAGCAUAGCUUUGGACAUCCAGGAGCUUGCUGAUCAGUUGGAACUAGGUUCAAAAUUCUAUGUUGUUGGAUUUUCCAUGGGUGGUCAAGGUGUCUGGAGCUGUCUCAAGUACAUCCCUCAUAGAUUGGCAGGAGCAGUACUUUUAUCACCAGCUGUGAAUUACUGGUGGCCUGGUUUUCCAAGAAACUUGUCUAAGCAAGCAUAUGACAGUCAACUUCCCCAGGAUCAAUGGGCUCUCCGUGUUUCUCACUAUUUUCCAUGGCUCACCUACUGGUGGAACACUCAAAAGCUUUUUCCUGCGUUGAGUUAUACCGCUUAUGAGCCUAGUCUGCUUAAUCCGCAAGACAUAGAAGUGAUGGCCGAGUAUCUUUCCGCAAGAGAGAAGUAUCAGGACCAAGUGAAUCAACAAGGCGACUUUGAGUCUCUCCACCGAGACUUGAUAGUUGGGUUUGGGAAAUGGGAGUUUGACCCCAUGGAUCUGGAGAAUCCAUUCCCUAACAAUGAAGGUUCAGUUCACCUGUGGCAAGGCGACGAGGAUGGGCUUGUACCUGUUACUCUACAAAGGUACAUUGCUCAAAAACUGCCAUGGAUUCAUUAUCAUCAACUCCCAGGUGCAGGCCACAUGUUCCCUUAUGUUGACGCCAUGGGAGAUCAAAUUGUGAAGGCACUUUUACAUACUUAAAUCUCUGAUCUGCAAUGCUUGCAUAGUUGCAUCAUAUCCCUCUGUGUUCCUAGCAUACUCUACUGCAUUUGGUUUUAUACUUCUGUAAUCGGUAAUAGUCUGCAAUGCUUGGUGAACAUUAAAAUCUGUCAUGAUUGUUGUAAAUAAUAUUUAAGAGGAAGAUAUGUCAUAUGCAUUUGCAUCCAGUUGAUGCAUAGAGUUAGAGAGUUUAAUUGAAGUAUAUAAUAUUGUGACACUUUCUUGAUGUGACUACCGUAUACAUUGUAUGGUCGGUGCAAUUAUUGUCAAGUGACAUAUUAUUGUUGCGUCA